CAAGGGGUGGGGAAGAUAUCGCUCAAUAUCCAUCGAUUCCAAAAAUCAAACAAACAGUCAAUGUGAGGACGUUGCAAAGCCCGUGAGUCACAACGAUCUCCGAUGCUGCAAACUGUUUUUUCUCCUUCUUCUUCUUCUUUUUCUUCUUCGUGUGACAGCGUCGACGCCGUUGCCAUGUCGCUGCGAACCGCGAACUCCAGGGACUCACUGCUGACGUAAUAUCGAUUAUGUGAUUUUGGUGGGUUUUUUUUCUACUCACUUUGGACAAAAAUCACCCGGAGUCGGACCGUGCGCACUUUUUCUUCCUCUUUCUCUCUCGCUCGCUCCUCACCUCCCACCGUCUCUCUCUGCCUCCGCACAUCCAUUCUCCAUCCUCCCUUUCCUCACACACACACACACACACACACACACACACACACUGAUCUCCGUCUUACUUCGUGCCCCCCCACCCCCAAAAAAGCUUAAGGGACUUUCUUCUUCUUCUUCUUCUUCCUCUUUUACGACCAGCCCUCCUCCUUCAGCUGCCCGGGCGGAUUUUAUUAGGGACCCGGUUUAUUGCUCGCUCGCCGGUCUCGGGACUGUGCCGGCGGGGCUGCGUGAGGUUGGACGAAAUCGUGGAAAAGCCCACCACAGGUGAAAGGAGGGCUUCUUCUUUUUUUUUCAUUGUUGUCGUGUUUUUACGACGCUGCGGAACAAAUGAUUGAACACUCCGCGCAUUAACUCAACGCCAUCUCCAGAACACCGGCGCGCCGCGCGCUCCCUUUCCAAUGAGGCGCAGGACGUAAAAGAAACGCGUCAACACACCUCGGGACAACUGACGGCGCGUCGGCCAACUUGUGUUUCGCGAAUGAAUGAAUAUUCAACAGAGAGCCGUGCCUGAUUCGCCCAUCUGGAAUUCCUGAGGAAGAUGUGACCUUUUUCUUUUUUUUUGCGCGCACAAGGCGACCCGCGACUACCGAAUGAGCACGCCGCCGCUCUUCCUUGUCAGCCCCUCGAUCUCGACCCGUCUUGUCUUCUCCGUCCCUUGUUGGAUUACACGCGGAGAUAUGGGCACUGUGAGGGGCCGCGCCGGAUUGUGAGAUUUUAAACCCCUCGUCUGUUCGAUUCGUCUCCCUCGGGAGGAGAGCGCCUGUGCGCGUCCAAUGGCUCCGGUGUCGAGACGCAAAGACGCCAGUCGCUGGCCGAGAAUGUCGUCAACUUUCUGGGCUGUGGUGCUUCUGACAGCGCUGCUUGUUCUCUACUGCGGCCAGCUGGCAGCGGGGACAUGUGAGAUUGUGACGCUGGACAGGGACAGCAGCCAACCACGGCGGACCAUCGCCAGGCAGACGGCCCGCUGCGCCUGUAAGAAGGGCCAGAUCGCUGGGACUACAAGAGCCCGGCCCGCUUGUGUGGACGCUGGUAUUGUUCGGAAAAAGCAGUGGUGUGAGAUGGUGCCAUGUUUGGAGGAUGAAGGCUGUGACCUGUUAGUCAAUAAAUCCGGCUGGACUUGUACACAGCCCGGAGGCCGAGUCAAAACCACCACGGCUCUAUGACGCGACAAGAGACCCCCUCGACACUCUUGCACUAUGGAGAGCAUUGAUGACCCCUUGACAGGCAGCCAGACACCAUCCACCACCGACACCACCGACACCACAGCAACUCCACCAAAACCCUGGUCCCGCAAAGGCAGGAGGCAACACGGGAGCACCAGGGGGCCUCUCGGAGGCAGCAAGGUCUCAUAACACAGCAAGAGGCGGGGGGGGGGCCACCAGGGAGCGACUGUUUGAGGGAGCGAGCUCUCCCCCUGGACACUGGACAAAACUAGUCCCUGUACAACAGCUCCUCUCUCCUGUGACAAGGCUUCUCCGGGUUUGCGACUGCUCCCUCCUGCUAUCUGUCGUCGGGGUCAACGCGUUGCGUCCGCCUCCUCUCCACUCCUAUCUGCCUGCUCUGUGAGAAAAUAGCGGCGGGCGCUCGUGCCACGGAAGAAAACGGACACCGUUUAAAAAAAAAAAAAUAAAAUAAAAUCCAGCGAACGUUUUUUUGCCUCAUCGGGAAAAUGUUGCCUCCGUUCGGAGCGACUGCCUGCUCCGAAGCAAGGGGGACGUCCCCGAAUCGCUCGCAGACGGGAUCAUUGCCGACCGGACCCUGUCGCUUCUCACACCGACUCGCGGGGCCGUGAAAAAAAAAGGAAAAAGACGACGAACUGAGCGCUCCCUGCUGUGAAUAGGCCUUCUGCUGGAGUAAAACCUCUCAUAUUUUUAUAGACCAAAGAGCAAAACAACAACUACGACCAUUAGGGCGGAGCGGCCCGUCUGGCGGAGACACAGGGAGAGACUCCGUGAACUCGCUUGCUUGUGUCGCCACCGACCGAUGACUGCCCCCCCCCCCCCCCCCCCCCCCCCCCCCCCCCACAGAGGACACACGGUGCACAGGGGGACAAGCCCUGCGCUCGUUCGGUGGCGCAUGGACCGUGCAAAAUCAAAGGAGUACUUUUAAAACCUUACAGACUUUUUUUUUGGUUUUGUUUUGGUUUUUUUCUCAGACUAAGCCCACCACUGUAUUUUGGAACCGGAGAUAUAGUUACUACAUACGUAUAACUGUGUAUCGAGUAAAAAAAAACAAAAAAAACAAACAAAAAAAAUUUAUCUGAUUUGCAUUUUUCAGUAGCUACGGUUUGGGACAGCUUGCAGGAAAGGAAUUGUCGGGUUGGUCGCGGGCGAGACGCGCAAAAUCAUAUCAGAGAAAUGAUGGAUAUCUGCAGAGAGUAUAAAUGCUGUGGAGUCUGCGGAGGAACGUGAAGAAUUGUCAUUAAAUGUAUUUUGAAAGGCCCGAAAAAAGUUAUAUAUUUAACAGUUUUAUAUGUUGUACCUUUGUAGAGAAGCUUAUUGGACUUAAAAAUUGUGGUCGCAAUGGCGGUUUAGUAGGUUGUGAACAAACGCUGUUGUUCCCGUCACUGCUGGCUCGUAGUCCCCGGGUUUUUUCGGUUCACACCUCAGUAGCCGCUUUCUUUUCAUGGCCAUCGACGAGUCACUGUCUAUCCCAAACCAUUCAUGGAAAGAAGAAGAAGAAGAAGAAGAAGAAGAAGAAGAAGAAGAAGAAGAAGAAAAAACAAAAAAGGGAAAGCGACACAAUUUAUUGAGGACUGAUCUGCAGCCAACUGAACGUUGUAAAUCUAUGGUAGUCAGUGGAAGCCAUUGAAAUCUGCUAAUUUGCUAUGAUAUUGUAUUGUACACGGUGUGGAAUACUGACUCAUUUCCUCUCUAUGGGUUUUUGAUCUCUUAAUUUAUUUUUGUGCUUUUGUGUUGGUUCGCACAAAAUCUGGCCUCUCUCUCUCUCCAGCGCCGAGGAAGACGACACGGAGAGGGAGAGACAUGACGAGAGAGAGAAAGAGGAAGCGGAGGACGCGUCGCAGAAGUAUUAGAGUCAUUUACAUCCAUUUUUUUAAUCAUGAAAUAUUUUAAGAAUAAAUUAAAUACAUGAAAA
Messenger RNA from Scophthalmus maximus (turbot), 3465 nucleotides. Its product is annotated as chemokine-like protein TAFA-5. The record is from RefSeq and is a predicted model, not a curated record. Gene Ontology annotation, molecular function: receptor ligand activity; G protein-coupled receptor binding. Lineage: Eukaryota; Metazoa; Chordata; Actinopteri; Pleuronectiformes; Scophthalmidae. The transcript is spliced from 5 exons. Bases 1143 to 1532 code for a protein of 129 amino acids. Gene Ontology annotation, biological process: G protein-coupled receptor signaling pathway.